Messenger RNA from Pelobates cultripes (western spadefoot toad), 8404 nucleotides. The record is from the annotation of a GenBank genome assembly. NCBI's taxonomy places the organism in Eukaryota, Metazoa, Chordata, Amphibia, Anura, Pelobatidae.
CGUGACACGCAGUCACGUGACGGCGUACCAGGAAAAGGACCAAUAUGGCGGUGUGUGUGGCUGUUAUUGCUAAAGAGGUAAACCAGUUGUCAGUCCUGUCAUAGUCACCAUGACUCUAACAGAGUUUGUCCACUAAUGUGUUAGUUACAGGGAACUCAAUGUGAGUUUACUAUCUAGGCCAGAGUAGCUGAUCUGGUCACAUGGCUGAGAGGAGGCUGAGACACUGGCAGUGUGAAUGGCAAUAUUCAGAUAACACCAGGGGAUUUUUAGAAGGACUCUCCUAAUCAACUGCAGCUUGGUCUGAAUUCCACCAUUCAGAAUUCAGUAAACUAAUUAAUUACAAUUCCAGGUUUAGUUAAUAAUAGGGGGUAUGUGUGUACAUUUUAUGCUUAGAAAAUCUGGUUUUGUUUUCUGUGUCAUUUCAAGCAGUGCUCAUCAACCUUUUUUGGCACAACAACUCUCUUUCCAUGGCACUCCACAAGCAAAUUCAAAAUAAAUGAAUUAAACACAUCCACCAAAAAGAGUGCACUCAGAGUUCUAGUGAAAUAAAUAACUGAUGCAUUUAUUUAGCUCAUAUUCAAGUUGAAGUUUCAGUCCCCUUGGACUUUUAUCAGUUAUAUUGUGGCUGGAGUCGGCACCGAGGCAAUUACAAGACCAGACACCCACCCCCCAAAAGUAGAGAUACAGUUGAAUCUAUUAAAUUUGUCAGAUUAUAUAUACACCCCCCCUCCCCCCAACAGUGUGACAGUUGGAAAGAAUGGUUGAAUGCAACAUUGAUGUAAGACAUAUAUUAAAAACAACUAUAGUGUGUACCUACUUUUGGGCCACCGCACGAGUGUGUAUGUGUGUGUGUAUAUAUAUAUAUAUCUAUCUCAUAGCUCCUCUUCUGGGAAUAACGCUCUGAUCUAUUUUCCUGAUUUGUAAAUGCAUUCAGAAUACUGUGUGUCCCUAGUGCUAGAUCUAACCGUUUUACCUUCUUGCGUGAUGGUGACACAUCUGACACUGCUCUCAGCAACCAUGCGGCGGCACGCCUAGCAUAGCGCUGCGGCACAUGAGUUGCAGAGCAAUGAUUUAAAAGUUGAAACUAAGCACUUUCCAUUACUGUAAAGGUCAAAAUACUUUAGAGAACUCUGCGCUCACUCUGCUAUUUCAGAGUGCUUUGUAGCAUAAGCUACAUGCUGCCAUGUUAAUCCCAGGUUGCCAAUGUCAAAUGUAUUCUUAUAGUGCUUGCAGUGACUGCAUACUGGACAAACAAUAGAGAGCUAGCUUGCCCAAUCUGCAGCUUUCCAAUAGUAAAACAUAAUCAAGUUCACAUAAUAGUGAUCAGGGCUGUGUAUAAAUUGAUUGCAACCACAUUAUGGCAUUAUGGCUGUCAUCAAUUUAUUGAGCAGUUCCAAUCAUUCUAUGUAACGACUGGAACUGCUCUUUGGGGGAACACCCAGAGCAGACAAGAUCUGUUCCCGUACUACUGAAUGAGAUGCUCCAGCAGAUCCACUAAGCUACGGUGGGAACUGUUAAAAGAUGAGUGAAUUUUUUUUAUUUUUGGGGGGGCAGUAUUUAAUGCCUUAUCUUUAUAAUACAUUAAAAAAAUGGUCAAUUUUUUAUUAGUCAAUUCCUAUAAAUUUCGAGUCCAUGUAGAAGAAUAUACCUUUUCAAAUUUGAUUUCUAUUCUAUAUCUCAGUACUGAAAUUAUAAUUGGCACCCAUUUUAGGAUUACAUUGGAUUAAAGCCUAUAUGCAAGAUCUCAGUUUUGCAAACCUGUAAAAUAAAUGCAGAAUAAAUAAUAAUUAUGAUGGUUGGGAUUGAGGAAUAUACUGACACGGAGGUGUUGCUGAAAAUACAUUUUGGUUUACUCCUGAUCUGUUUGCCCUGUAAUCUAUCUUUGAUGUAUCCCAACCUAAAAUGAAUACACACACCAAUGGUAUGUACACCUAAUGUACAGACAAUCUACCCUAAAGCACCAUCAUAGUAAAUCAGUUGAGAAGCAGUAUGUAUUCACUUAUUUUAAGAUUUUCUUAUGUAAACUUUAACAUUUUUGUUUCCUGUACCCUCCUCGCUUGAUUUAGAAUUAUCCACUAUACAUACGAAGUAUUCCUACCGAAAAUGAGUUAAAAUUCCAUUACACUGUACAUACCUCCUUGGACGUGGUGGAUGAAAAAAUUUCAGCCAUGGGGAAGGCACUGGUGGACCAGAGGGAACUGUACCUGGGACUCCUUUACCCAACAGAAGACUACAAGGUGUAUCCUUAUUGAGUUUGCCUGUGUUUGUCUUGCAAUUAAAUGGUUACUCAAAGCAUCAUAACCAUUACAGCCUGCUGUAGUGGUUAUGAUGCAGAUAAGAACCCUGGCCUGGUUCCACAGUAAUGGGGCAAAUCAUUUAGUAACAGUUUGCCUUUUUACCUGGGUCACUGCCGUGCUGUGACGCUCCUUGCUUGUCGGCUGAUGGACUUCUGGGUUUUGCAGAGCUAAAGAAGCCGAUCCAGUCUAAACUAGAAUGCUACUUCUGGGAUGGCUAAUGAUACUCUAAGCCUGGGCUUGCUAUUGGUACUCUAAUUUUGGGAUGAUCUAAUGAUACUCUAGUUGUGAGCUGGUCUAAUGAUACUCUAGUUCUGGGCUGAUCUAAUGAUACUUUAGUUCUUGGCUGGCUAAUGAUACUCUAGUUGUGGGCUGGCUAAUGAUACUCUAGUUGUGGCCUUGCUAAUGAUACUCUAGUUGUGGCCUGGCUAAUGAUACCCUAGUUGUGGGCUGGCUAAUGAUACCCUAGUUGUGGGCUGGCUAAUGAUACCCUAGUUGUGGGCUGGCUAAUGAUACCCUAGUUGUGGGCUGGUCUAAUGACACUCUAGUUGUGGGCUGGUCUAAUGACACUCUAGUUGUGGGCUGGUCUAAUGACACUCUAGUUGUGGGCUGAUCUAAUGAUACUCUAGUUGUGGGCUGAUCUAAUGAUAGUCUAGUUGUGAGCUGGUCUAAUGAUACUCUAGUUCUUGGCUGGCUAAUGAUACUCUAGUUCUUGGCUGGCUAAUGAUACUCUAGUUGUGGGCUGGCUAAUGAUACUCUAGUUGUGGCCUUGCUAAUGAUACCCUAGUUGUGGCCUGGCUAAUGAUACCCUAGUUGUGGGCUGGCUAAUGAUACCCUAGUUGUGGGCUGGCUAAUGAUACCCUAGUUGUGGGCUGGCUAAUGAUACCCUAGUUGUGGGCUGGCUAAUGAUACUCUAGUUGUGGGCUGGUCUAAUGACACUCUAGUUGUGGGCUGGUCUAAUGACACUCUAGUUGUGGGCUGGUCUAAUGACACUCUAGUUGUGGGCUGGUCUAAUGAUAGUCUAGUACUGGGCUGGUCUAAUGACACUCUAGUUCUGGGCUGGUCUAAUGACACUCUAGUUCUGGGCUGGUCUAAUGACACUCUAGUUCUGGGCAGGUCUAAUGACACUAGUUCUGGGCAGGUUUAAUGACAGUCUAGUUCUGGGCUGGUCUAAUGACAGUCUAGUUCUGGGCAGGUCUAAUGACAGUCUAGUUCUGGGCUGGCUAACGAUAUUCUAGUAAUGCUGCAGGUAGUGGAGCUACACCUCAAGCAGCAGAAGGCUAAACUCUGUAUGUGCAACAUUUCACAGCGAAACACUGCACAUACAGACCCCAGAAUCCAUGACCACUUAAAACCACUGAAUUGGGUAUGGUGCUUGGAGUAAACCUUAAAGGCAAAGAACACUAACAACAAAUAAAAGCUCAAAUAGCUUGCCCUUUACUUAGUCCCUACUCAGAGUUUUGGCAGCGUUUAGCCCUCAUCUGCCAUUACAAAUGGAAUUUAUAUAGUUUGUACAACAGACUUUUUCCAGAAAUGAAAUGCCAGGCAGAUCCCGUCUGUACAAGAGAUACAGCAACAUUCAGCCCUUUCGAGGCUCCAUCCAUGUGAUGCAGUUAUUACCCCUCUAAGCACAGUGAGACCUGCUUGCGUCUGUUUAGAACUGUGUGAAUAUUUAGAUUGCCUGUUUGUAUAUCUCAUAUCCCUUUCUGUGAGACGCAUACUCCUUAACUCUCUUUCAGAUAUGGAUAUGUUACCAACUCAAAGGUCAAAUUUGUCAUGGUUGUUGAUUCCUCAAACACUGGUCUGAGAGACAAUGAGAUCCGUAGUGUAAGUAAGAAACCUUUUACUAGACUGGCUUCAUGAACCCCUGGCAGUGGGUUCAAUCUGUUAACUAUCAAAACCGUAAUGCAAUCCUAUGAGUGGUUCAUUUAACUAUGAAUUGUCAGGGAUUUAAAGGGAAUUCGAAUUCCAGACAAUUCUCACUUUAGUGAAAAAAAAAUCUUGUUUGUACAAGGUAAGAAUAAGAGGAAAAUUAGAGGGUUAUUUGAAGUGGUCAUGGUUAUUCAAGUCUUCAUGUGCAGCAUUCCACAAUGAAACGCUACACGUACUGAGACUGCCAGUGAUGUCACUCCUGCACUCCGUUAGUGCAUGGGCUGGCUUAUGUCUAUUCUGUGCAUCCAUUGGCUGAGUGCUAUCAGCUGAUUCUCUCAGCCAAUGAAUGGCUGGCGAAAACGGCACCCUACAGCAGGACCAGCACAGGGCAAGAACAAGUUAAGAGGAAAUGGACUAGGGUACGCCUCUCAUCAUAACGAUUGCAGUAAGUGGAAGUGAUUAUGGUGCUUGGAAUAACCCCUUAAAAUGUCUGUAUUAUAAAAAAAAAAUAUUGUUUUUUACCUAGCUGCAGCUGAGGAGGUGGAUGUUAUUCAGGUGUGGUGUCCUUGAAAUCCCCGUUUUUCACAUGGCUUGACAUAAUCAGGGGACAGAGCCCAGAGACUCUAGGCUACGUAACCUUUACAUUGAGCUGAAGUUAGAAUCUUGAAAAUAAAUGGUUUCUGUAAAUACAUUUUAUAUAGUGAAGAACUAUCUCUAAUGGCAGAAAUAAGCCUAUUCCUAAGUAUUUUUAGGUGUAACAACCUAAAUAAUGUUUCUGUGACGUGGCACAACUGGCCAGGUAGCAACUGUAUUUCGACAGGCUUUCAGUAACUCUUUAGGCCUUAGAUAACCUAUAUUUGGUAUAAAGUCUUCCACGUGAUUUUUUUUUCAGAUGUUCCGCAAACUCCAUAAUUCCUACACAGAUGUAAUGUGUAAUCCGUUUUACAACCCAGGAGACCCCAUCCAGUCAAGGUGAGCAUUUGAACAACUUGUCUCGUCUCCUCUCUAUAUGGCUGAGCAGCCAUGUGCGGUCAGACUCUGCUGUUAUCGGACCAACUGAUGCUCAAUCUAACUUGUCUGCUGUUGGAGAUGGAACAAUCACAGCAACAGGCAAGUUAGGUUGGUCAGAGAGCAGUAGAGUCUGACCGGUACCAGCAUUACUCAUGCUCAAAUUGUAUGGGGCAGUUAUUAAUUAAGGCCAUUCCAUAUACUUUAUAGAAUCCACUAAAUCAUUGAUUGGUACUCAUUCCCUGGUUUUAAACUCCCGUAUACUGCUCAUCUUGUGUUCUGAUAUUUCUUUGCUUCUCUAAGUUACUUUCUUCGUCUUUUUCUGUAAUCCAGGGCCUUCGAUAAUGCAGUUACGUCCAUGAUGAUGCCAGUGUGCUAAGCCUGAUCUGAGGACCCUCCAUGUUUUUAUUAUUUAUGUAUGGCUAUGAGAAACACGUUGGGGACAGAAUGGAACCUGUAAAUAAAUUGUGUGGACAAAACACAGAUUGUGGAUGUCUCUACAGUGGGACACUAAAUUAUUACUCAUCACCUAGUUCUACAUUUUGACAGCCCAGCCGGGUGUAUGAAUGGCACGUUUUUGUCGUGCUGAACUGGAUCCAAAUCCACUGCAAAAGGGUUUUGUUUUGGGGUUGUUUUUUGUUCACCACUGUGUGUGACCCAAUCCACACACACCAAGAAGAUCACUCUGUUUUUUUUUCCUUUCUUCAUCCCCAUAUUGUAUGCUAAAUAGCUAAACGACCAUGCAUGUAUAGGAGAUAUGGCUAGGAACCAUUUAGGCUCACGAUCUAAACUUGUAUUGCUGCUGUGAGCUUUACUCCAUGGCUAACAUUGUAAUAGGGAAAUGGGUAGACUGGUUUCUGCUGCCAUGGCACAGUCCACUGCAGGAUGGUGACAGCAGCUUAUUCUGGUUGUGUGCAAGGGUCUACACGCACACCUGUGGAAUAGUGACCUACUUUUCACUUGUCCUGGGCAGGUGUCGAUGAGGGACCCUCAUCGGAUGGUUACAUGGCUGGGGGGGGAUGCUAAUGGAUCUUGACCACAGGUCAGGCUUGAGGACACUAACAGGAUGUACAUUGCAAUAGGCUUGGGUGUUUCAGCUGGAGAAUAUGGCGGGGGCCAGGGUGGGUACACCCUGCUAUGCAUCCAUGAUAAGGGGACGGUUCUGAGGACCAUUAAUUGUCAAGUGUCACACACAUCUAACACGAGGGGGGGGACCCAAUGGCGGUGGCUUAACCCAUAGUGUGUCCUUUAGUGUUAGGUAAUCACAGGCACAAUGCUGCCAAAGGACAGUCAGCACUUCAGGGCAGACCCUACAUUACACAAUUGAGGUGGUGGGCAAAGACCAAAUGAGCUGUACACAAGCAGGGUACUUACAUGACAAGAUGGCCAUACCAUAUAUGCCAUUGUGCACUCUGAGAUACUGGGAACUAGGUGAAGAUGGCGGAGGUUGGGUUCCGAGGUCCCAGGUACCAACAACUUUGAUGGGGGAAGGAGUGGCUUUUUUUACGGCCCACGGCGAAUCAUACAGGCUCAGUUUGGCAAAGGGUGAGGUGGGAUGGUGAUGGGAAACUUAAUUGAACGCAGCAUUGAUAACUGGCAUUUACCUACCACAGCCCCAGAAAAUGGUUGGUGGGUGAGGUACAGGUAGUUGCUGGAUUUGCCCGAAUCUACUGCCUGACAAAGGGUGUUUGUCAUUUUUUUCUGUACAUCGUUUACAAGGGUUUUAGGUGGGAAGGUACCUAGUUUAGGAUCCAACUAAACCAUUUUUGCCUUACUCCAUUCUUUUUUUUUUUUCUCCUCCUUUCUCUCUAUCUCCCCAAGAUCCAUCUACAUUAUCUCCUUGAUCAUGGAAAGAAUUUAGUUCCAGUAGUUGAACUCUGUAUGUUAUUGGAAAAAAGUAAAGAUUGUCAAAAUAUAUAUUAUUCAUAAAAUGAGAUUUAAAGCGAUGUCUAGUUCUCAUUUUGUCCACAUCCAUACUGAUGAAUCCAUUAUUUUCCUCAUCUGCACCCCUCCCUGAUCUUGGAUUUUGUUUAGUAUCUUCAGCAGAUUCUAUCCUGUUAUUUUUUUGUUAGAGAAUAUUCAACAAGGAAUUUGCACACAAACAUCAAAAACAGAGUAUAUAAAACAUUAGCGAUGAGAAGGCAGAGCUAAACUGCAGAAGCGAACACUCACAGGUUUCUGGUGCUACAGCAUUGGCUGUUUAAUCUAGGGUUUUGAGCCCUACUACAUGCUCAAACCAGGCACUAGGGGUCCCCCUCUAGAUAGCCCAACCAUCAUGGAGCGUUAAUCAAUACAGAACAGCGAGGUACGAGGCUGACAAUUGGAGACGUAGGAGGCAGGCAGAUGGCACAGCUGGGCCCAAGAUGGCCUCUCUCUGUGGAGGCUGCUCAGACUUCUCAGAUGAACGAUCCUAUAAAGCAGUAGAGGAGAGACUACCUGUAUCGACAAAGCCAUAAUCGAACCAGACAGGUCCAGUUUACUCUCCAGUGAUGGUGUCUCAACAAUUUAAGGGGGAAGAGUCUCAGAGGACAUUCUACCACGUUUUCUGAAGUGUUUGCUGGUGGCAUUACAGCCACCGUGGCACACCAAGGCAAUAACAUUAGACGGGCUCUUAAGUUUCCACAAAACCAGCUACUGCUCCAAGAGACCUGGUGGUCCACUUACAGUCAGGACCAGUCAAGGCAGCGGUCUUGGCCACUCUAAGAAGGAACUCUCCUAACCAAUGGGUCUAUCCUGUACACUCAUUCAAUACAGAGACACUACACAUUCCAUUUAAGACCUACAGGGCACAGAUCACCGCUUUCAUCCCACAGCAGUCCACACUGGAUCAUUACACUGCAGUCAUCUCUUGAACCUAUAGACAACAGUAUUCAUGUAUGUAGGGUUUCGUAGGUCCCAAAAUGUACUUACUUUGUAUCACUUAUUUGUUGUUAGCCAGUUUAGUUAAAGGACCACUCUAGGCACCCAGACCACUUCAGCUUAAUGAAGUGGUCUGGGUGCCAGGUCCCUCUAGGAUUAACCUUCAGCCGAAGAAGAGGAGGCGGAGGAGGGCUUCCCGCCCGGCUUUGAAAACCCUUUCCACUCUCCAGAGCCGGGCGAGAGGGGGAGCCUGAGGGUGGGGGCACCCUCAGGGUACUAUAGUGGUCCUUUAAAUGUGAAGUGGCCCAAUUGCUUAAUUUCCCUACUGACCGAUUGGUAUUCAUACAAUUUAUCCCCCUGCCCCCUCCACC